UUGCUUACACCAGGUGCACGCCGGCGGCAGGCUGUGCAAAGCCGCCCGCAGGAAGGAGGGAAGGAAAGGAGGCAGCCGCUACCAAGGCGAAAUCGGAGCGAAGGAAGCGCCAGCCGCUCGCUACCUGCGGACUACAGCGCGGACGUUACAGCCACAGGCGGGGAAGAAGAGGGGGGGGGAGGACGCGCCUCCCGGAGCCGCACUCCGCUCCUUGCCGAGGAAGAGAUUUUCGUAGCACCCGGCGCUUGGUGUGUGGGGGUGUGUGUGCGCGAGCCUGGCCAGCCGCUGGUCCUGGUUGCUCCCAGGGAGGGCCGGCAGCUGUUGCGCGAGCCGAGCUCUCUCGCCUUCUUGCAUGGGGGGCCCCGCAACAGAAGAGCGGCUUGGGUAGCGGCAGCGGCGGCGGCGGCGGCGGCAGACCCGGGUUCUCUCCCCGCCCACCGCGCGCUCUUCGGAUAUAUUGAUGAAAAAAGAUCACAUGGAAUAAAAGAAUUGGCAAGGAGAUACUACGUCAAUUACUAUUCACAAAAGAAAAAUUGUGGGAAUAUCUUCCAUCCUCUGCAUCACCGGGCAUUUAAAGCCAAAUUUCUGAGUUUUAUUUCCUGCUCAAUAAAUAGAUAUUGGGAUCUGCAAUUAUUUGCAAGUGAUUCACCAGCACAGUCUACAACAAACAAACCAAUAUGGCCUGGGUGCGGUUGGCUUUCUGGGUUGGCCAUUUGAUGCUAGGAUUGCUCAUAAAUCCAUUAAGUGCAUCUUCCCUACAGAGUAACGAAUGCCCACAGUUAUGUGUCUGUGAGAUAAGGCCAUGGUUUACACCUCAGUCAACCUAUAGAGAAGCUACAACGGUUGACUGUAAUGAUCUGCGUUUAACAAAAAUCCCAAGUAAUCUUUCCAGUGAUACUCAAGUUCUUCUCUUACAAAGCAACAACAUUGCCAGGACAACUGACGAACUCCAACAGCUUUUCAAUUUAACGGAGCUGGAUUUUUCACAAAAUAAUUUUACAAGUAUAAAAGAUGUGGGGCUGUCAAAUCUUACUCAACUCACUACUUUACACCUAGAGGAGAAUCAGAUCACAGAGAUGACAGAUUACUGUCUACAGGAUUUGUGCAAUCUUCAGGAACUUUACAUAAACCAUAACCAAAUCAGUACUAUUUCUGCAAAUGCAUUCUCAGGCCUGAAGAAUCUUUUAAGACUCCAUCUCAAUUCCAACAAACUAAAAGUUAUUGAUAGUCGUUGGUUUGAUUCUACGCCCAACUUGGAAAUUUUGAUGAUUGGGGAAAAUCCUGUGAUUGGAAUAUUAGAUAUGAACUUUAAGCCACUCUUAAAUUUAAGAAGUCUGGUGUUGGCUGGGAUGUAUCUGACUGACAUUCCUGGAAAUGCUCUGGUAGGCUUGGAUAGUCUUGAAAGUCUCUCAUUUUAUGAUAACAGGUUGGUUAAAGUUCCUCAGCUGGCACUUGAGAAAGUUCAAAAUUUGAAAUUCUUGGAUCUUAACAAAAACCCAAUCCAUAAAAUUCAGGAAGGAGACUUCAAGAACAUGCUUCGGCUGAAAGAGCUGGGAAUCAACAAUAUGGGAGAACUUGUCUCUGUUGACAGGUAUGCUCUUGACAAUCUUCCUGAACUUACCAAGCUUGAAGCAACAAACAACCCAAAGUUGUCUUACAUUCAUCGUUUAGCAUUUCGGAAUGUUCCUGCUCUGGAAAGCCUGAUGCUUAACAACAAUGCCUUGAAUGCAGUCUACCAAAAAACAGUGGAAUCCCUUCCAAAUUUGCGUGAAAUUAGCAUUCACAGUAACCCCCUCAGGUGUGAUUGUGUCAUCCACUGGAUAAACUCUAACAAGACCAAUAUCCGUUUCAUGGAGCCCCUCUCAAUGUUCUGUGCUAUGCCACCAGAAUAUAGAGGACAGCAAGUAAAGGAGGUAUUAAUACAAGAUUCUAAUGAGCAAUGUCUUCCAAUGAUUUCUCAUGACACAUUUCCAAAUCAUUUGAAUCUGGACAUUGGCAUGACGGUUUUCUUGGAUUGUCGAGCUAUGGCAGAGCCAGAACCUGAGAUCUAUUGGGUAACUCCCCUUGGGAAUAAAAUAACGACUGAAACGCUUUCGGACAAAUACAAACUUAGUAAUGAAGGGACUCUGGAAAUAUCAAACAUUCAGACUGAAGAUUCAGGAAGGUACACGUGUGUAGCCCAAAACAUAGAAGGUGCUGAUACAAGAGUAGCUACGAUAAGAGUGAAUGGAACACUUCUGGAUGGUACUCAGGUGCUGAAAAUAUAUGUCAAACAAGCAGAAUCUCAUUCAAUCCUGGUUUCUUGGAAGGUCAAUUCUAAUGUUAUGACUUCCAAUUUGAAGUGGUCAUCAGCAACCAUGAAGAUUGACAACCCUCACAUUACCUAUACUGCUAGGGUUCCUGUUGAUGUGCAUGAAUACAACCUCACACACUUGCAACCCUCCACAGAUUAUGAAGUCUGUCUCACCGUCUCUAAUAUCCAUCAGCAAACUCAGAAGUCCUGUGUUAAUGUUACCACAAAAAAUGCAGCCUUUGCCCUUGAUAUUACUGACCAAGAGACGAGCACAGCCCUGGCUGCUGUCAUGGGAUCCAUGUUUGCGGUUAUUAGUCUUGCCUCUGUUUCUGUCUAUGUUGCCAAGAGGUUUAAGAGAAAAAACUACCACCAUUCCUUGAAAAAGUAUAUGCAAAAAACGUCCUCUAUUCCCCUGAAUGAACUGUACCCUCCACUUAUUAAUCUCUGGGAAGGUGACAGUGAAAAAGACAAAGAGGGCUCUGCAGAAACCAAGCCAACUCAAGUGGACACAUCCAGAAGCUAUUAUAUGUGGUAACUCAGAUGAUAUUUCGCUUCUGGUAGUAAGGAGCACAAAAGACUUUUUUGCUUUAUUCUGCAAAA
This is a messenger RNA of Pogona vitticeps (central bearded dragon), 2893 nucleotides long. It is a transcript of the gene LRRN1, whose product is annotated as leucine rich repeat neuronal 1. Gene Ontology annotation, cellular component: extracellular matrix. NCBI's taxonomy places the organism in Eukaryota, Metazoa, Chordata, Lepidosauria, Squamata, Agamidae. The record is from RefSeq and is a predicted model, not a curated record. Gene Ontology annotation, molecular function: protein binding.